AUGGGUAUUCUUGAGCAGAAUCCUUAUACCAAAGUUUUCAAGUCUUUAAGAGAGCUUUCUAAUCUAGAUGACCAUAGCAUAUUUCUUAAUUCCAAUCUGGGCCUUGACCAACAGUUAUAUAAUAUGCCGACAGCUUCAGAAGUCGUUGCAAUAUGGACAGAGCAUGAUAGUGAAACCUUAGAGGAGGGCACCAACAUACAGGUUUAUAGUCAUGCAAAUACAAGCCAUAGAAUCCAACACUAUUUUGCAUGCUACGACUCUCUGCAGUACCCACUGUUGUUUCCCAGAGGUGAAUCUGGUUGGCACUACGGUAUUCCAAGAAACACUACUGCUAAUAAAAGAAAAAGGGAAGAAACUGAUGAUCACAGCCUUGUUGCUUUACCUAAGAUAGGAAAUGCUAUUGAUCUUAUUCAAAAGGAAAAUGAAGAUAGCAUCUCUUCUGAUCAGACUAACGGCAGUAAAGUUGGGCGCCACGUUUAUCUUCCAUCUUCCUUUAUUGGUGGCCCAAGGGACAUGAGACAGAGGUAUAUAGAUGCUAUGUCUUUGGUCCAGAGAUUUGGUAAGCCUGACAUAUUCAUUACUAUGACUUGCAAUAGGAUGUGGAAAGAAGUACAGGGCAACCUAAAGUAUGGAGAAGAGGCUCAAGAUAGACCUAAUUUAGUUUCAAGAGUGUUUAGAGCAAAGCUGGAAUUAUUAAAAGCUGAACCAGAAUAUAAGCCCCUCAAUCUUGAAGCUUAUGAUAUGAUAGUUUCGGCCGAAAUACCGGAUCCUUCUAAGCAACCACAUUUAUACUUUCUGGUUAUGAAGCACAUGAUGCAUGGUCCAUGUGGUUCAUUAAAAAAGGAUAAUGUUUGUAUGAAAGAUGGGGUGUGCAAGAACCAUUAUCCAAAGAGUUUUAGUGACUACACAACUUAUACAGAGGAUGGUUAUCCUCACUAUAAAAGAAGGAUGGAUGGUCACUAUGUAAGAGUGAGGAAUCAUUUGUUGGAUAAUAGGUGGGUUGUUCCGUACAGUCCGUAUCUUCUGGCUUUGUUUGACUGCCAUUUGAAUGUAGAGAUAUGUUCCACUAUUAAGUUAGUUAAGUAUCUUUACAAAUAUGUUUAUAAAGGGCAUGAUCAUAUGAGCUUUUAUAUCCAUUCUGAAAAUACCUUUGAAGAUGUAGAUGAAAUUUUAGACUUCCAGUCUGGCCGUUGGGUGGCUGCUGUAGAGGCUUUUUGGUGGAUAUUUCGAUUUACUUUAAACGAAAUAACCCCGAGCGUCUAUGCAUUACAGGUUCAUCUUCCUGGAGAGCAAAUGGUUUCUUUUCACAGAAGAACCAAUCUUGUUGAUUUAGUUGCUGAUGUUGACUUCUCAAAAACGAUGCUGACUGAGUUCUUUUAUAUGAAUCAGACAAAUAAAGAUGCUCAGAAACUCAAUCUCCUUUACAAACAAUUUCCUGAGUUUUUUGUAUGGAGCCCAGACAAGAAACGGUGGUCUAAAAGACAGCGUCGAAAAGUUGUUGGAAGAUUGGUGACCGUUAGCCCAGCAGAAGGAGAGAGGUAUUUCUUGAGACUGCUUUUAUCCUGUGUCUGUGGCCCUACUUCGUUCGACCACUUGUUGACUGUUAAUGGAGUCCGUAUGGCUUCUUAUAGAGAAGGCGCUUUCCAAAUGGGUCUGUUACAAUCUGAUACGUAUACCAAAGACACCCUUGAUGAGGUUGCUACUUUUCAGAUGCCUUCUUCACUUAGAAACCUGUUUGCUGAGAUCAGUAAAUCUUUGGAGCAAAUGGGUAAAAGCAUGGAUGACUUUCACUUGGUUCCUGACUACCUUGGUGUUACAUUAGAUCAACGGAUUACCAAAGAAAUUGAAACUGAAAGCAAUAUUCAGUUCACAGAGGAGGAUCUGCUACUGUCUUCGAAGCUUAAUGCCGGUCAGAAAUUUGCCUAUAGCUCUAUCAUGAAACAGGUUUUCUCACCAAAAAAACAAAGUUUUUUCAUCGAUGGGCCAGGUGGGAUAGGAAAAACUUUCCUUUAUCGGUCAAUACUUUCUAUUUUGCGUUCUCAAGCCUAUAUAGCCAUUGCUGUAGCAUCGUCUGGCGUUGCUGCCUCUAUACUUCCUGGUGGGAGGACUGCACAUUCACGCUUUAAGAUCCCUCUUGAUAUAUCAGGAAAUAAGUCUUGCCAAGUUAGUAAGCAAAGCUCGACCGCUAAGUUGCUUAUAGAGGCCAAACUUAUAUUGUGGGAUGAAGCUUCAAUGGCUAAGAAGGAAACAAUCGAAGCAUUUGAUAUGCUUCUCAAAGACAUAAUGGAAUGCGAUGAUCCUUUUGGUGGCAAGCUGGUGGGUUUUGGAGGUGACUUCAGGCAGACUCUACCCGUGAUUAAAGAUGCAACAAGAGAUGUUUUAGUUCAGUCAAGUUUUGUCAACUCGCAUCUAUGGACUGCUUUGCAGACGAUUACUUUAUCAGAAAAUAUGAGGGCUGUCAUGGAUCAUUCUUUCUCUGAAUUCUUACUACGGAUAGGUGAGAGACACGAACCAGAAGACGAAGAUGGCAAAAUAUCUUUAUGUAAGGAUAUGACAAUCCCUUAUGAUGGAAAUGAGGCUUCUCUUAACAGGUUAAUCGAAUCUAUUUUUGGUGAUCUAAAUGUGUAUUCUUCGGAUCCAUAUCAGAUGAUUAAUCGGUGUAUUCUAUCAGGAACAAAUAAUGCUGUUGAUGAUGUUAACCAGCUCAUUAUUGAUAGAUUUCCUAGAGAUCUGCAUACUUAUAUAAGUUUUGACAGAACUCUUAACGAAAGAGAUUAA
Molecule: messenger RNA, 2778 nt
Organism: Coffea eugenioides
Lineage: Eukaryota; Viridiplantae; Streptophyta; Magnoliopsida; Gentianales; Rubiaceae
Exons: 5
Coding region: 1-2778 (925 amino acids)
Biological process (GO): telomere maintenance; DNA repair
Molecular function (GO): DNA helicase activity
Source: RefSeq, a predicted model, not a curated record